Molecule: messenger RNA, 330 nt
Organism: Mytilinidion resinicola
Lineage: Eukaryota; Fungi; Ascomycota; Dothideomycetes; Mytilinidiales; Mytilinidiaceae
Exons: 2
Coding region: 1-330 (109 amino acids)
Biological process (GO): autophagosome assembly; protein folding in endoplasmic reticulum
Cellular component (GO): membrane; EMC complex; endoplasmic reticulum
Source: RefSeq, a predicted model, not a curated record
AUGCUCGACGAACGAGAACUGGCCAUCAGCCCUAUUGUGCAAUCAAGCGUGCAGCAUAACGCGCAGACCAUCUCAAACAUUCGCAACCUCACCGCGUCCCUCUUCGGCGUCGCCGCCGGCACCCUCGGGUUAGAGUCCUACCCCGGCUUCAUCUUCUACCUGGCCGCGUCGCUACUGGUGUCAGUUCUGAUAUUCGCCUUCCGGGCUGAGGGAAAGGCUUCCGAGUACUUCCAUAGCCCGCUCGGGGAUCUGUGGCUGGGUGAGGUGUUUAGUGGGAUGAGUGGGUUUGUGUUGACGUGGACGUUGUUUUAUGGGCUAGUGAGGGCGUGA